GUGCGCCAGAGCAUUCAGAUCUCAGCGAAAGGCACAUCUCAACCUCACAGGUAGUCACUUGGGUGAGAAAGCCAGCAGUCAGUUAUGUGGGUCCUGGGGAAGAUCAGAGAGAGCAUGGAGAGCAUUCCUCUGGAUCUGAAUCUUUCCAUUGGAAAAAACGAGGAUGCUUUUUUCUCCACAAAGGCCAACCUCUCACAGAAACUUCACACGAACAUCAUUACUCCGGACAACAUCCCUGAAUUCUGCCUGCCUCCACGGCUUUUCAAGAGACAGCCGAUGCUAGAAACCGAGACGACCCAACUUCAGCAAGACGGCCAUCAGCAGACACAAAAGAGCAGGCCGUCUUUCCAAACUGAAAUUAAGGAAAAGAGUGAAGAUCCUUUAGUGCCUCAGAAGGUUCCAAGGAAACCUUUGCCAUUCUCUGCAGAGUGUUACGGCCUGGCUGGAAUCUAUGAGAGUCCCAACACUAGAAGGAAAGAGUCUUUGUUCCAUUCAAAACGGCCUGUAUAUGUGUUUGAAAGACGCAUCUCUGCCACAAAACCCAGUCAAGUAAAGCAGAAAGCCCCAUUGAAGAAAACUUUUUCAGGGCUUUUCACACUCUUUGUGUCCAAAAGCUUCUCAGAAGCAGCAAGUGUGGAAGCUGAAACACCUUCCAGUGCCAAAUCAUCCAGAAGUGCCCCAUCCAGAAGCCGGCGUCUUAAAGAAACUGUAUCCUGCCCUUCGCUGAUUGAUAGCAUGGAGAAAAGCAAGACGCCAAAGAAAUUAGGUUUAAGUUUACCAACUUCUUCCUGCAGUCAGCUAACCAGUGAUAAAAAUCCUCCCACCCUGUUCCCACCUGUUCUCCAUCCACUGGACCUGCUUCACUACCAGGAGAGACUGCAGCAUGAACACAUUCUUCCUUUGCAGGGCCAAGGUCGAGUUCGGCUCUCCACUGAGCACACCACAUUCUCCAAAGGUGCUUCCUCAAUCUUUUUCACUGUCAGAGUGCGUGUGGUGUCUGUGGAGGGCUUGCUGGAUGGAAGUGAACGACACACUCUGAACUGUGCUGUGAGUUUGUGCCUGAUGCCGGGGAAGCUGCAGCACCAGGAGAGAGCCACCAUCAGGAACUGCCGUCGACCCGAGUUCAAUGAAGAUUUCUACUUCACUGAGCUGAGGCACAAGGAUCUGAUGGAGCUGCAGCUCCAGUUAAAAGUGGUGGAUAAAGCUGCAGCGGGAGCUUUGAGGAGGGGAACAGUGAUCGGGAUGAUCUGUAAACCUCUAUCCAAGCUGGUGUCCUCUGAGGAUCGGGUGUAA
Poeciliopsis prolifica (blackstripe livebearer) is the source of this 1293-nucleotide messenger RNA. RefSeq names its product C2 calcium-dependent domain-containing protein 4C. The record is from RefSeq and is a predicted model, not a curated record. NCBI's taxonomy places the organism in Eukaryota, Metazoa, Chordata, Actinopteri, Cyprinodontiformes, Poeciliidae. The transcript has 2 exons. Bases 85 to 1293 code for a protein of 402 amino acids.